Messenger RNA from Notodromas monacha, 1839 nucleotides. Lineage: Eukaryota; Metazoa; Arthropoda; Ostracoda; Podocopida; Cyprididae. The record is from the annotation of a GenBank genome assembly.
AGUAAUUUUCUUGAAAUGUCUAGGUUUUUGGAUUGAAGGUUAAAUUCCAGUUUUGUGUGUGUGUGUGUGCGUCGGAAAUGUCGGAUUUCGAUGACGACUUCAACGUCGCGGACGAUGAAGACUAUGAUUUGGAAUAUAGCGAAGACAGCAAUUCGGAGCCAGAUGUAGAUCUGGAGAAUCAGUAUUACAGUAGCAAGAGUCUCAAAGAAGACGAGCCGCUGAACGCGUUGCAAAGUUUUUCACGCGUAUUGGAGCUCGAAGCAGCAAAUGGAGAUAAAGGCGAAUGGGGGUUCAAGGCUCUCAAGCAGAUGAUCAAGAUCCAUUCGAAACUGGGGAAUUACGAAGAGAUGAUGACGAGGUACAAACAGCUGCUUACUUACAUGAAAUCUGCAGUUACGCGAAAUUACAGCGAGAAAUCAAUCAACUCCAUUUUGGAUAAUAUCUCCACGUCCAAAAAUAUGGAGUUGUUGCAGAAUUUUUACGAAACGACGCUAGAUGCAUUGAAGGAUGCAAAGAAUGAUCGCUUGUGGUUCAAGACGAGUACGAAACUUGGCAAGCUUUACUUCGAUCUGGAGGAAUUUGGAAAGCUUGCCGCUGUGUUGAAACAGCUUCACCAGUCUUGUCUAACUGAUGAUGGGGAAGACGAUCUAAAAAAAGGAACCCAGCUACUCGAGAUUUACGCGUUGGAAAUUCAAAUGUGUACAGCUCAGAAGAACAACAAGCGGCUAAAGGCGCUGUAUGAACAAUCAUUACACAUAAAAUCAGCCAUACCUCAUCCACUCAUUAUGGGUGUAAUUCGAGAGUGCGGGGGUAAGAUGCAUUUGCGGGAGGGUGAAUUCGAAAAGGCGCAUACCGACUUUUUCGAAGCAUUCAAAAAUUACGACGAAUCUGGAAGUCCAAGGAGAACCACAUGUUUGAAAUAUCUCGUGCUAGCGAACAUGUUGAUGAAAUCGGGGAUUAAUCCAUUCGACAGUCAAGAGGCGAAACCGUAUCGAAAUGAUCCUGAUAUCCUCGCCAUGACGAACUUGGUCAACUCUUAUCAAAAUAAUAAUAUCACCGAGUUUGAAGCGAUUUUGAGGAAAAACAAGAAAAACAUCAUGGAUGAUCCCUUCAUCCGGGAACACAUAGAAGAGUUGUUGAAAAAUAUCAGAACGAAAGUCCUCGUGGAGCUCAUUCAACCGUAUACUCGAAUCCAAAUCCCGUUCAUAUCCAGGGAGCUGAAAAUAGAACCCGCGGAAGUUGAAAGUCUUCUCGUGUCUUGUAUCCUUGACAACGUGAUCACUGGUCAAAUCGAUCAGAUAAAUCAAGUUCUGGAACUGGAGCCUUCUUUCCAAGGUGACGUGCGGUACAAAGCUUUGCAGUCUUGGAGCACGAACGUGGGCACGGUUCAGCAGGCAGUUGUCAACAAAAUGUGAUGGUUUGGAAGACUGAACUCAAGAAAAUGUCCUCCACGGAAAUGUUCGUCAGAUGGCUUUUCGCAAGUGUGAACCAGUUGCAAUUGCCCUUGGGAACUGCAAUGACUUGAGGAUGAAGAACAAGGUGUCGAAAGUCAUUCGUGUUAACUGUUCGCUCGCUUCUCGCUGUUGCGCUUCAGUGUCAAUUGAAGCCGAAAAGAAAAAGAAUGCAGCCGUUUUUGCGUACAAAUUACUCCUUCAUUUUUCUAAUCAUGGAUUUUGAUUUUUACGUCGUUGUUCGUGAUUUCGCUAUCGAAGGCGCGUUCUUUAUGUGUGUGUGGUAUUGAUGAGAUUUCUCAGUUAUUUUGAACAAAAGCCACGUUUUAUGACGGACCUUGAUUUUGUUGGUGGCGCUUCGAGGAUGGAAGUCUGCUCCAGGAGAAAU